Molecule: messenger RNA, 871 nt
Organism: Ipomoea nil (Japanese morning glory)
Lineage: Eukaryota; Viridiplantae; Streptophyta; Magnoliopsida; Solanales; Convolvulaceae
Product: 21 kDa protein-like
Exons: 2
Coding region: 34-648 (204 amino acids)
Biological process (GO): negative regulation of catalytic activity
Molecular function (GO): enzyme inhibitor activity
Source: RefSeq, a predicted model, not a curated record
CUUCGUUUCUUCAAUUCAUAGAUAUAGAGAGAGAUGAAAGGGGUUUCGAGUGGACAAAUUCUUGUACUAAUUUUUCUCGUUUCACUCGUCUUAACCUCCGGCGUACGUCCGGCGACGGCGGCAAGGGCCGUAGCCGCCGGAACGACGACAAACACGGAGUUCAUUAGAACAAGUUGCAAGGCAACGACGUACCCAGAUUUAUGUUACUCCUCUCUGUCAAUCCAUGCAAGCGCCAUCGGAGCCGACCCGGAGCUUUUAGCCCACACGGCGCUCGACGUGGCGCUGGAGAGCGCGCAAUCGACGUCGGCCGAGAUGGUGAAGAUCGCCGGCCGGCGCAACCUGACGCCGAGGGAGAUAGGCGCCAUGCAAGACUGCGUGGAAGAAGUCGGCGAUUCCGUCGCCGAAAUCAAACGGUCUCUGGGAGAAAUGAAGCAGAUGAAAGGUCCGGAUUUCGGGAUGAAAAUCAGCGACAUACAGACGUGGGUGAGCGCCGCCUUGACGGACGAGAACACGUGCACCGACGGGUUCGCCGGAAAAGCCAUGAGCGGCGAGGUGAAGACGGUCGUCGGGGAAAAGAUUGUGAAGGUGGCGCAUAUGACUAGCAACGCCUUGGCUUUAGUCAACAGCUUCGCAGCUCUCCACAACUAAUUAUUAGGUUCAACAUCAUAUUUUUAAUUACUCCGUAUAUUGUAUGUAAUUAAGGAUAUAAUUAGGAAUGAUGCUUGUGCGUAUAUGGAUAAGUUUGUUUACCUAAUGCCCUGCCCGAAAUGGGAAGAUGUAGUGUUUUGCAUGUGUGCAAUAUGCUUUCUCGGUUUGAUUUUUACUAGGUGAACAUUUUUUAGCUAUGAAAGUUCAAAUUCUUUUGAAUUUU